Messenger RNA from Dendrobium catenatum, 601 nucleotides. RefSeq lists its product as uncharacterized. The record is from RefSeq and is a predicted model, not a curated record. Lineage: Eukaryota; Viridiplantae; Streptophyta; Magnoliopsida; Asparagales; Orchidaceae. The coding region runs from base 54 to 524 and encodes 156 amino acids. The transcript is spliced from 3 exons.
ACAAGAAGAAACCAUUUAUUUAUCCCCACAGAACUCCAUAUCUCAAUGCCCAUAUGGAAUCGAAGCAGAGGAUAUCCAUUUCCUUCUACGAGGCACCGGUCCACCGGCCCAAAGUGCUGCGAUCGGUAACCCGACCGGCCGCCGGACGAUUCCGGCAGUCGACGACCCGCAGCUUCGACCGCAGGGCUAUGCUCCUCGCUUACGCACAGCAGCUCCGGCGAAUCCACCGCGAUCGACAGGUGGCGCGCCCAGAUUGGAGGAAAUGGCAGAUCGCAUUCGCUACUCAUGAUGGGAUGACAAAGGGAUCUCGCUGGGGGUUUCGGGUAAUCGGAGUGAGACCGCGGCCGCGGUGGGGACCAGAUUAUGAGCGGCUUGAGGCCAUGGACGGUGGCGGUGGAAAGGAGAAGCGGCGGUGGCGCGUCGGCCGAGUAUGUAAUCAAUGGAGGCUUAUGGUGCGUUGGAUUUCGCGCAGAUGGAGGCUUAUGGGAUCCUAUUUCAAGUCUGAAAAAUAUCAUCAUAUUUAGACAUUAUAAAAAUAAUAAUAAUAUUCAAAUAUUACAAGAGAUGUUCAUAGAGUUAUUUGAUGCAAAGCUUUCAUGUA